AGAGGCGAGCUCCAUGCACGACGCGUCUGGCUUUCAGUGCCCCCGACAUGGACCAUGGAGCCGAACGACACUACCGCCGUGUCCGGACGCUCGGUCUACGUCGACUGCCAGGCCGGCGGCGUGCCUCAGCCACACAUCCGCUGGAAGAGCGCUACAGAGCCGGACAGUCCAGCGUCACAGUUCCGCACCAUCAUCAGCAACUCACACAUCCACAUACUUGUCAAUGGAACGCUCAGCAUCCGCAGCGUCGAGCCUGGCGACGCCGGACUCUACCUGUGCGAAGCCUCGAAUGGCGUUGGAUCAGGAAUCAGCCGAGUUCUCCAGCUCACCGUCCGCAGUGCGCCUCGGUUUGCAAGCAAGUUCACAACGGUGUCUGUGCGGCGAGGCGAAAGCGCCGAGGUUACUUGUCCAGCCCAGGGAGAUUCACCUAUACGUUUCCACUGGCUCAAAAACAAUCUCCCACUUAACGUUCUGAAGGACCACAGGUACUCUAGAGUUGAAGACAGAAGUGGUGACGUCACGACGUCAAAAAUUACCGUGCAGCACGCGGAGAGAUCUGACAACGGCGUGUUCACAUGUCAAGCAGCCAACGAGUUUGGCGAAGACUCCACUAGCGUUCAGCUCACCGUGCAAGAUGUGCCGGACCCUCCGAGUGACGUGGACGUCCGAGAAGUUGGAAGCCGGACUGCGCGAGUCACGUGGUCUGUUCCGUUCACUGGAAAUUCGCCCAUCACGCAAUACGUGCUCCACUGGAAGACUACUGACGGCCUCUGGCAGGACACCCUCACGGUGUCUGGCCUGGAGACAAAGGCAACGGUGCGGGGACUGCUACCGACUACUAACUAUCAUCUGCGCGUGCGUGCUGACAACAUCCUCGGGAUCAGUGACUACAGCACACCUGUGGAGUUCACUACAUCGAAGGAACCUCCCCGGUUCCCACCAAAAAACGUCCAAGCAACAGCGACAAAUACGAGGACAAUAUCCGUGUCUUUUGACAAUCCCAGACACACAAAAGCGGACGACCAAGUCGAAGGGUUCUACGUCGGCUACCGCGAGCUUUCAAGUCUGGACGCGUUCACCUUCAAGACGUUCGAUGCCUCUCCCACCCUACUUUCGGCUCCCAUCAGCCACGACCACGCCUCUGGUCAGAGCGUGCUCGGAUCGGUGGGUGCGGCGGCGGAGCCGCUACCCCACCGGCUAAGCUACGAGCUUACGGGAUUACGCCGCUCUACGGAGUACGCAGUCACCGUGCAGGCUUUCAACGCCAAAGGUGCAGGACCACAGUCAGAGGUGGUCAGAGUGCGGACCUUAGACUUUGACCCACCGAGCGCCCCGCACUUGCGGAUAGGCGGUACCACGGCUCGGUCCAUAUCCGUCAACUGGGAGAAUGAACAUCUUCAGGAAGCCCCAAUCACGGGCUUCUCGUUGUACUACAAAGUGGAAGGCAGCGCCGGAAUCGAGUGGCACGAAGUCUCCGUUCCGCACGAUCGCCGGGCCUUUACCUUAACGGACUUGCGUUGCGGCACCGAGUACCUCGUCUACAUCCGGGCUGCCAACCGCGCCGGCAAGGGACCCCAGGGCGAGACGCUCAGCGUUCGGACGAACGGAGGACGACCAGUGGAGCCAGAUCCAAGUCGACUGUUUGAGAUCAACUCGACAUUCGUGGUGCUUCACUUGGACGCAUGGGAGAGCGGAGGCUGCCCGGUCUCCUACUUCGUUGUCCAAUAUCGACCCGAAGCGCGCGCUGCUUCGCCUUCCUCGACCUCGACCGAGUGGACGCUGCACUCGAACAACGUGGUACCGCAACAGCAACUCGUGCAGCUAGCAGACCUGGCCCCUGGAUCCUGGUACACGCUUCUCAUGUCGGCCCACAACGACGCCGGCUCGACUGAGGUGGAGUUGAGCUUUGCCACGCUCACGCUAACUGGAGAACUGCCUUCCCGCAGCUACGAGCUCCUGGAUCCUCAAGUGACCUUCUACCGACACCUUACUGUGACUGUGCCUAUCGUGAGCGCCAUUGUGGUCCUCGUCAUCGUAGUGGGCGUAGUUUGCGUCGUCCUGCGGAGACGAAACUACGAUCCUCACCAGCGCAUAGGAGACGGAAUGGUGGUCGCCGAGUGCUGCGACUCCAGCAAGGGCGACUUGAUGCUGGCCGUGUCGCACGAGUCUCAGGCCAGAGAACCCGUCUACUACCCGGCGCCUUACGCCACCCACAACCGGAGUGGCACGGCGGCUGGACCAGGAAGUGGUCAAUGCAACAACGUGGCUGGGGCCAGAGAAAGUUCCGGCAUGGAUGAUCCUAAAAGCCGCACAUACGACGUGCCCUACCCCGUCAAGAGACUAGAAAUGUGGGAGCCAAGUCCAGAGGAGCUGGUGACGUGCAUGGAAGUCUACGAAAAAGCAGGCCAAGAAGCAAUCUACAGAAGCUCACCGUUCCACAUAUCGAAGCCGAAAGCGCGCAGAACGAGAUGGAGGGACGAUGGUGACAGAAGUUCGGGCAGCGAGAACGACGCUGAGGAUCUGCUGGACGAAGAGCGUGGCGGCACCAUUCCUCAGACUCUCAUCGUGCCUCUAGAGAAGUUCUCGUCUUGGGACCUCGACGCCACCACGGAUGACCCGAUCCGUUCCUGGAAGAAUUACCCAAGCGCCUACGAAGCUACGAGCGUCCGAUGUGCCGGAGAGUACACAUCGAUAACGUAGGCUUGACGCCAGCAGAGUGCCUUUCAGUGACGGUUCAUGUUCCUGCACAGACUGCUUUCAAUGGAAAGACCGCACCGAGUGGCUUGCCUCCCUGUGACGAAAAGAUACUUGACCGUGGUAAUGCUGUGUGAACUGAGCAAACGAAAAUACCAUGAGUGCGGCCGUCAACUUCACCGAUUUUGUCCUCAGAGUUUGCAUCCAAAGGUUGGUGUGAAGACGGGACCUUUGUUUUCUAUAAAACUGUUUGCCAUUAUUUUUUCUUCUUUUUGCACGACGUACUGAGGACAUUGAAGUACGUAUAAAGAAAACUAUUACAAGUUACCGGAAAUAAAGGAAAGGAAACAUGUGUGCGAGUUAUU
Messenger RNA from Rhipicephalus sanguineus (brown dog tick), 3059 nucleotides. Its product is annotated as Down syndrome cell adhesion molecule. The record is from RefSeq and is a predicted model, not a curated record. Gene Ontology annotation, molecular function: protein binding. The transcript is spliced from 17 exons. Bases 55 to 2700 code for a protein of 881 amino acids. Lineage: Eukaryota; Metazoa; Arthropoda; Arachnida; Ixodida; Ixodidae.